UUACGAAAAAAUGUCACCAGACGGCGUAACGCGGUUAUUUUACGCCUACGGUGUUUGGAUCGGAUCUUGCCUUCGUCCGAUGAGAAUUUUCGGCAGGAAAUUCGCACUUUGUAAGAGAUUCUUCGGGACGAUUAACGCGGGGAUGGAACACUACGAAUAUUUAGUGAUAGGAGGAGGAUCGGGCGGCAUAGCCAGCGCCCGCAAGGCCGCCGAAUUCGGCACCAAAGUGGCCCUGAUCGAGUCCCACCGACUGGGCGGAACUUGCGUGAACGUCGGCUGCGUGCCGAAGAAAUUGAGUUAUUAUUGCGCCCAACACGCCGAAACCAUCCGGGAUCACGGGGAUUACGGCUUCGACGUGGUCGUCGGUAAAUUCGAUUGGAGCGCCUUCAAGAAAAAACGAGACGACUACGUGAAACAUUUAAACGAAGUCUACAGAAGAAACCUGGACAAGAGCGGCGUGGCCGUUAUAAAGGGGGAGGCGAAAUUCGUGGACCGACGAACGGUGGAAGUGGAGGGAAAACGUUAUUCCGGAGAGCGGGUGUUGAUCGCCACCGGAGGUCGCCCCCUGGUUCCCGAGGUGCCGGGUGCCGAAUUGGGCAUAACCAGCGACGGAUUCUUCCGACUGGAAGAGGUUCCCGGGAAGACGGUGAUCGCCGGCGCCGGAUACAUCGCCGUGGAACUGGCGGGAAUUCUCAACGCCGUGGGCUCCCGCGUCUCUCUGGUCGUCAGAGGAGACAAGGUACUUCGAACUUUCGAUUCCACCAUAAGCGGCGCCGUCACCGAGGAGAUGGAAGCCGCGGGAAUUAAUAUUUUCAGAAGAGAAACGAUCGAGGGAGUGAAAAAGGCGGAGGACGGGAAGCUGAUCCUGAGCCUGGCCUCGUCGGAGAAGAUAGAGGAGGUGGAGUGUCUGCUGUGGGCCGUGGGUCGCCGACCCAACACCGGACUGGAUCUGGAUCGGACCGUAAGUAAGGCGGGCGGAAAUUGGGACCUUCCCGGAUUUAAAGCGUCGGUGGUUUCAGGGAGUGGAACUGGACGACGCGGGAUUCGUCCGAGUGGACCCGUACCAGAACACCUCGUGUCCGGGAGUCUACGCUCUGGGCGACGUCUGCGGAAAGUGGCUUCUGACGCCCGUGGCCAUCGCGGCGGGAAGACUGCUGGCCCGUCGCCUGUUCGGGCCCCAACCCGGUCUGAAGCUGGAAUACGAGAACGUGCCCACCGUGGUCUUCUCCCACCCUCCGGUGGCCGCCGUGGGACUGACGGAAGAAGAGGCGGUGGCCCGGCACGGAAGAGAGGCGCUGAAGAUAUACCGGACGGCCUUCGUUCCCCUGUACCACGCGCUGACCACCAAGAAGACCAAAUGCGUCAUGAAGCUGGUGUGUCUGGGAAGGGAGGAAAAGGUAAGAAUUUCUCUCUCUCCGUUCCGUCCUCGUCUGACGUCUCUUUCCGCGGAAACCAGGUGAUCGGUCUUCACGCCGUGGGACCGGGGUGCGACGAGAUGCUGCAGGGAUUCGCCGUGGCCGUCAAGAUGGGCGCCACCAAACAACAGUUCGACGACUGCGUGGCCAUCCAUCCCACUUCCGCCGAAGAAUUCGUCACCCUGCGUUAACGUCGUCGACUUUUAUUCUUAUGUAAACCGAGUGGCAAU
This is a messenger RNA of Centruroides sculpturatus (bark scorpion), 1645 nucleotides long. Its product is annotated as glutathione reductase, mitochondrial-like. Lineage: Eukaryota; Metazoa; Arthropoda; Arachnida; Scorpiones; Buthidae. The transcript is spliced from 9 exons. Gene Ontology annotation, cellular component: cytosol; mitochondrion. The record is from RefSeq and is a predicted model, not a curated record. Gene Ontology annotation, molecular function: flavin adenine dinucleotide binding; glutathione-disulfide reductase (NADPH) activity; NADP binding. Gene Ontology annotation, biological process: cellular response to oxidative stress; glutathione metabolic process; cell redox homeostasis. The coding region runs from base 11 to 1606 and encodes 531 amino acids.